Molecule: messenger RNA, 1081 nt
Organism: Coccinella septempunctata (seven-spotted ladybird)
Lineage: Eukaryota; Metazoa; Arthropoda; Insecta; Coleoptera; Coccinellidae
Product: coiled-coil domain-containing protein 28A
Exons: 3
Coding region: 210-818 (202 amino acids)
Source: RefSeq, a predicted model, not a curated record
UCAUUAGCCUACAAAGCAGUAAUUUUGGUUUCAUUGGGAAUUUUGACAAUUUAAGAUUCGAUAAUUCGAUUAUCAAUGGUCUGAUCAGCUGUUUCUGUUUUUUUUUUCUACAGAUAAACAAUAUGAAUACUGAAUAUUCUAAUUGCAAUUAGAAAAUAGAUCUCAAUACUAUCGAUACAAAAAACAAUAGAUUCCAUUUCCCUGUUAAAAUGGAAUCAAGGGGUGAAACUUCAGAACUGCAACAAUUGGUUUCAAGUGAUGUGGAUGGAGAGUAUGACGAUAGCAUAACACAAGACGAAGGACUCAGUGAAAGUAAAGUGGUAUCACCAGUUCGCAGUAAUAAGAUUUCUUCAUCAGGUAAUACUAGUCGUAGUUCGAUCAACAGGUCCACUGGAAGGAAUAUUAACACCAAGAUACAUUAUGUAAAUGAAAGAAAAACUAAUCGUGAUAAUAUUAAGAAUAAUAACACAGCAAGACCUAGACAUCCCCAUAAAGAUAAUACAGUGAAACAUCAUUGUUUUAUCUCUGAAGUGCCGGAUGUCAGGCAUAUGGAGAAAGCCUUAUUGGAUUUAUUGAGCGACUUUAAUUCUGGAAAGCUCAGAGCAUUUGGAAGUGGCUGUACAAUGGCACAAAUGACAGAUAUAAGAGAACAGCAAGAGAAACUUGCCAAACUUCAUUUUGAUUUGAGUGGAACACCAGAUCCUUCUUUAAGCAACAGUAGUAUAGCUAGGUCUCAGAAUGCGAUGAGUGAACUGAUCCAAAGAUUGGAGCAACUGAGUGUAUCUAUAGAGGGACUGCACACUAACAGCAAAACUUAAUAAUGAUCAAAUUUGAUAUUAAAAUAUAUUUGUUAUAUUUUGUUUAUAAGACCUUUUAUUUCUAUAAUAAGACUUGUCAAGUAUCUAUGUUAUUUUUAACUUGAAGGAAAAAAUUAAUGUUUUUUUCUCUUCAAUUUCUUCUGGUGGGCCCUGGAUCACUUUUCCUCUCUAAAAAUGAAAUGUUAACGAUCACAUGGGAUUAAAUACAAUUAUUUAUUGGAUGUAAUGAUUAUCUAAUUAUAUUAAACGUUAAAAGUAAAUUA